Cylas formicarius (sweet potato weevil) is the source of this 925-nucleotide messenger RNA. Its product is annotated as programmed cell death protein 6-like. The transcript has 2 exons. Lineage: Eukaryota; Metazoa; Arthropoda; Insecta; Coleoptera; Brentidae. The coding region runs from base 141 to 674 and encodes 177 amino acids. The record is from RefSeq and is a predicted model, not a curated record. Gene Ontology annotation, molecular function: calcium ion binding.
ACUAUUCUGAGUGCGACACCGUAAAUCAAACAAGCCGAAGAAAACUUUUUCCUAGAAUUUUGCUUGGGGUUUUUAUUCGGUGACUAAUACUACGAAAACAAUAAAAUCUCGGACACUUUGUUAGUGGCUAGAGAAGUACGAUGACAUUUCAGUCGCCGAUGCCGAGUAGAGAGUUCCUGUGGGAUGUUUUCCAAAGGGUAGACCGAGACAGAAGUGGGUAUAUUAGCGCAGACGAACUGCAACAGGCGUUAUCGAAUGGCACAUGGAGCCCCUUUAAUCCUGAGACUGUUAGACUAAUGAUUGGCAUGUUUGAUCGCCACAAUAAAGGUCAAAUAAGCUUUGAAGAUUUUGGUGCCUUGUGGAAAUAUGUAACAGACUGGCAAAACUGCUUUAGAUCAUUUGAUAGGGACAAUUCUGGCAAUAUAGAUAGAGAGGAACUGAAAACUGCCCUUACUUCAUUUGGUUAUAGGCUUUCAGAUAACCUUAUUAGCGUAAUGUUAAGAAAAUUUGACAGACAUGGAAAUGGAACAAUACUGUUUGAUGAUUUUAUACAAGCCUGCAUAGUUUUGUAUACUUUAACUGCUGCAUUUCGCCAAUAUGAUACAGAUCAGGAUGGAUAUAUAACAAUACACUAUGAGCAGUUUUUAAGUAUGGUGUUUGGUCUCAAAAUUUAAGAUUACAUCUAUUUUGUGUUUUGCGCCCAUAUGUCAUAUAUUUCUACACUCAGGGCUGUAAAUUUGUAACUUAACUUUCUAAACUAACAUUGUAAAUAUUGUCUCCAGUGUCAAAUUUUUUGUGAGUAGGGGUUGGUUGUUGAAUAUUGUUUAUUUUUAUGUAAUAAAUCUCUCAUCAUUUUGGAACGCCAUACAAUUAUUGUUAAUCUUAUUUUUUAUAAAAAUCAUAUUUAAAUGUUUAAUAAAUUGUU